AUGUCUUCAUCCAUCAAGCCCAUCGUGGUCCACGGCAAAUUCGGCCCCAACCCGCCCAAGGUGUACAUGCUCCUGAACGAGCUCGGACUUCCCCACACCGGCAUCCCGCACGAUCCCGCCGUCAUCAAGCAGGAGCCGUACAUCUCCCUGAUCAACCCCAACGGCCGCAUCCCCGCCAUCGAGGACCCCAACACCAACCUGACGCUGUGGGAGUCGGGCGCCAUCCUGGAGUACCUGGUCGAGACGUACGACAAGGACCACAAGGUCAGCUUCGCGGCAGGCAGCAAGGAAUCCCACCUCGCUCGGCAGUGGCUCUUCUUCCAGACGACGGGCCAGGGGCCGUACUUUGGCCAGUUCGUGUGGUUCUCGCGGCACCACGAACCCAAGGUGCCGAGCGCCGUCGAGCGCUACGCAAAGGAGAUCAACCGCGUCACGGGCGUGCUCGAGAAGCACCUCUCAUGGCAGCCCGAGGAUGCCGACGGCAACAGGUGGCUGGUCGGCCGCAGGUACUCGUUCGUCGACCUGGCCUUCGUCCCGUGGCAGUACCACGCCGGCAAGCUGGCCAAGGACUAUUACAAGAUUGACGCCUACCCGCACGUCGAGAAGUGGUUCGAGGCCUUGAUGGCAAGGCCCGCCAUCAAAAAGGUUCUAAAUGAGGACAUGCCACCACCAUCGUCUUGA
Molecule: messenger RNA, 681 nt
Organism: Pyricularia pennisetigena
Lineage: Eukaryota; Fungi; Ascomycota; Sordariomycetes; Magnaporthales; Pyriculariaceae
Exons: 1
Coding region: 1-681 (226 amino acids)
Source: RefSeq, a predicted model, not a curated record